Molecule: messenger RNA, 1722 nt
Organism: Vicia villosa (hairy vetch)
Lineage: Eukaryota; Viridiplantae; Streptophyta; Magnoliopsida; Fabales; Fabaceae
Product: ATP-citrate synthase alpha chain protein 1-like
Exons: 13
Coding region: 175-1446 (423 amino acids)
Biological process (GO): tricarboxylic acid cycle; succinyl-CoA metabolic process
Cellular component (GO): succinate-CoA ligase complex
Molecular function (GO): succinate-CoA ligase (ADP-forming) activity
Source: RefSeq, a predicted model, not a curated record
AUAAUACCCAACCUAUCCUUUUUUCAGUUUCGUCUUAAUUUCUUCUUUUUCCAAUCUCUAUAAAUGCAUCAUUUCAUUUCGUAGACUCACCAAACUUACCAUUGGAUCUACCUAUCCCUCACCUUCUUCUCUAUUCAUCCCUUUCUCUCUCUAACGAAGAUUUUAGAAGGAUCUAUGGCACGCAAGAAGAUCAGAGAGUAUGAUUCUAAGAGGUUGUUGAAGGAGCAUUUCAAGAGAAUUUCUGGAAAGGAGUUACCAAUUAAGUCUGCACAGGUUAUAGAAACAACCGAUAUCAAUGAUUUAGUAGAGAAGGAACCAUGGCUUUCAUCUUCAAAAUUGGUUGUGAAACCUGAUAUGCUGUUUGGAAAACGUGGCAAAAGUGGUUUGGUUGCUUUAAAUCUGGAUUUGGCUGAAGUUGAUGGUUUUGUAAAAGAGCGUCUUGGAAAAGAGGUUGAGAUGGGUGGAUGCAAAGGACCUAUAACAACUUUCAUUGUUGAACCUUUCAUUCCACAUAAUGAAGAGUUUUACCUUAACAUUGUCUCGGAGAGACUAGGAAACAGUAUAAGCUUUUCUGAAUGUGGAGGAAUUGACAUUGAAGAGAACUGGGAUAAGGUGAAGACUGUGUUUAUUCCAACAGGGGAAUCUCUCGCAUCAGAGAAUAUAUCAGCACUUAUUGCAACCCUCCCCUUGGAGAUCAAGGGAGAACUUGAGGAUUUUCUCAAGGUGGUUUUCAAUAUAUUUCAAGAUCUGGAUUUCACAUUCUUAGAGAUGAACCCUUUCGCCCUGGUGGAUGGAAAGCCUUAUCCUUUGGAUAUGAGAGGAGAACUAGAUGACACUGCUGCUUUCAAGAACUUCAAGAAAUGGGGAGACAUUGAAUUUCCUUUGCCAUUUGGAAGGGUUAUGAGUCCUACAGAGUCUUUCAUUCAUGGAUUAGAUGAAAAGACAAGUGCAUCAUUGAAAUUUACAGUGUUAAACCCAUUGGGUCGAAUUUGGACUAUGGUUGCUGGAGGAGGUGCCAGUGUGAUCUACGCUGAUACGGUAGGAGAUCUUGGUUAUGCUCCAGAGCUUGGAAAUUAUGCUGAAUACAGCGGCGCACCAAAGGAAGAUGAGGUCUUGCAGUAUGCCAGAGUUGUAAUCGAUUGUGCAACUGCAAAUCCUGAUGGCCAAAAGCGAGCUCUUGUGAUCGGAGGAGGAAUUGCUAACUUCACUGAUGUUGCUGCUACAUUCAGUGGCAUAAUUCGAGCUCUCAAGGAGAAGGAACAAAAGCUAAAAGAAGCAAAUAUGCACAUUUAUGUGAGGAGAGGAGGUCCCAACUACCAGAGAGGUCUAGCUAAAAUGAGGGCACUUGGAGAGGAAAUUGGCAUUCCAAUUGAGGUUUAUGGACCUGAAGCUACAAUGACUGGUAUAUGCAAACAGGCAAUCCAGUGCAUCACUGCAAGUGCUUAAUUAUCCAUAUUCUUAUGCCAGUGCUCUGUCUUAAAGUGUAUUCAUGUGUAGUUUGUAGUGAUUAUUGAUUUCAUAAUUGUAUUUCCAUUCUAUCAGAAUUUAGAAACUUGAUAAGAUAGAGCAUUGAUUGUUGAAAGUUUAAUAAUCUAAUAAAGUGGCUAAGAAUGUUUGCAUUGCGUAGAAUUCUUAGAGUAUAGAAUUCUUAUAGUCAUGACUCAGUAAUGUGACAUUUGUAUUUCGUUUAUGUUAAGUCAAGCUGCAAUUUCUUGGUUCUCA